Molecule: messenger RNA, 859 nt
Organism: Planococcus citri (citrus mealybug)
Lineage: Eukaryota; Metazoa; Arthropoda; Insecta; Hemiptera; Pseudococcidae
Exons: 9
Coding region: 180-662 (160 amino acids)
Source: RefSeq, a predicted model, not a curated record
UCUACAAUAAGGUUGUUCUAUGCUAGAGAAUUUUUUAACGAAUUCGUUUUCAAAAAAUUGAUUUUUUUCGUUUCUUGGAAAUUUUAAAAUUGGUUUGCGAUUAGGUAGCUGGCAACGAAAUUUUCAAAUUUAAUAUCUUCCCGAGUAUACCUACAGAAAUCGAUCGUAUUUUACGGAAAAUGAAGAUGAAUUUCGCAAUACUGUUUUCUCUCAUGAUUACGAUUUUUGGCCUACCCCGUGCAUUUGCUGCUGGCGGUUCAUCGCAAGAAGAUUCAAACGAGGAACCAUCAGCACCAGUAGCGUUUGAUUUGGAUGCAGCAAAAGUGCUACUAAAUGGAAUGCUGGACUAUUUUAAUGGCCUUGGAGCAUUGAAAGGAGAUUACCAAACACUUAAAAACGGAAUCACUAACGCGGGCAAUGCAGACAGUGUAAUAGCAGCUGGUAAAGAAAUACUCAAUGCCAAGGGUAGUCAAGGAAAUCUUGUAGAGAAGGCAGAAAAGGAUGUGAAUGUCGCUAGAACAAUGAUAGAAAAAAUUGACACUUACAAGCAAGCUUUUUGGAAAUUGUUGGAUGAUGCCGGUCUCGACGGUAGCCGAGUACCUUUAGCAACAAGAUUGAUUGCGAUAAGAAAAAAAUGUACGGAAUCCUUGCCUGAAUAUUAAAUGUAUUCUUCAACCCCGAUGGAUUCUACACAGAGAUCGAUAAUAUGAAGGUGUAUGUGCAGACCGAAUGAUUCUACAACGUUUGUGAGUUAAUUUUAAGUUAACCAAAAAAAAAGUCUAAAAAUAAAAAAAAAAUUAUGGUACCUAAUAUUUUAAGCUGCGAAUAUGUAAGUAUUUCACGCUUCGGCGAAUUUGUU